GAAAGGUGAAGGAAGAGUCAGUUCGCAGCCAACCCAGCUCCCGUCCAGCACGCCCGCCCGCCCGCCAUGGUGAAGAUCGUGACCGUGAAAACCAAACCCUACCUCGACCAGAAGCCGGGCACUAGUGGCCUCCGGAAGCGAGUCAAGGUUUUCCAAGGCAAUGCCAACUACGCCGAGAAUUUCAUCCAGAGCAUUAUCUCCACCAUCGAACCGGCUGAGCGGCAGGGAGCCACUCUGGUGGUGGGGGGCGACGGGCGGGUUUUCAUGGAGGAGGCGGUCCAGCUGAUCCUCCGGAUUGCCGCCGCCAAUGGGAUUGGCCGGUUAGUAAUUGGACAGAAUGGAAUUCUUUCUACCCCUGCAGUGUCCUGUAUUAUUAGGAAAAUAAAAGCCAUCGGUGGUAUAAUUUUGACAGCAAGUCAUAACCCUGGUGGACCGAAUGGAGAUUUUGGCAUUAAAUUCAAUAUUUCAAAUGGAGGUCCUGCUCCUGAAGGUAUUACUGAUAAAAUUUUCCAAAUUAGCAAGACUAUUGAAGAGUAUGCUAUAUGUCCAGAUCUAAACGUAGACCUCAGUACUAUUGGAAAGCAGCAGUUUGACUUGGAGAACAAGUUUAAACCAUUUACAGUUGAAAUUGUGGACUCUGUAGAAGCUUAUGCAAAUAUGUUGAGGAAUAUUUUUGAUUUUAGUGCACUGAAAGAACUAUUGUCAGGUCAAAACCAUCUAAAGAUUCGGAUAGAUGCUAUGCAUGGAGUUGUUGGGCCAUAUGUAAAAAAGAUUCUCUGUGAAGAACUUGGAGCACCAGCUAAUUCUGCUGUGAAUUGCAUACCUCUUGAAGACUUUGGUGGCCAUCAUCCUGAUCCAAAUUUAACCUAUGCUGCUGAUCUGGUGCAGACCAUGAAGACAGGAGAGUAUGAUUUUGGUGCAGCCUUUGAUGGAGACGGGGAUCGCAACAUGAUACUUGGAAAACAUGGGUUCUUUGUUAAUCCUUCAGACUCGGUUGCUGUUAUUGCUGCAAAUAUUUUUAGUAUUCCUUAUUUUCAACAAACGGGGGUUCGAGGAUUUGCCCGAAGUAUGCCUACGAGUGGAGCAAUUGACAGGGUGGCCAAAGCUACAAAGAUUGCUUUAUAUGAAACUCCAACAGGUUGGAAGUUCUUUGGAAAUCUGAUGGAUGCAAACAAACUCUCUCUGUGUGGAGAGGAGAGUUUUGGUACUGGAUCAGAUCAUAUCCGUGAAAAAGAUGGCCUCUGGGCUGUCUUGGCAUGGUUGUCAAUUAUAGCUGUCCGAAAACAGAGUGUGGAAUCGAUCCUGAAAGAUCACUGGCAACAAUAUGGGCGGAAUUUCUUCACAAGAUAUGAUUAUGAAGAGGUGGAUGCUGACAGUGCUAACCAGAUGAUGAAAGAUCUAGAGACGCUGUUCUUUGACCGGUCCUUUGUGGGGAAGCAGCUAUCAGCUGGUGACAAAUCAUACAUUGUGGAAAAAGCAGAUAAUUUUGAAUACAGUGAUCCUGUGGAUGGAAGCAUCUCCAGGAAUCAGGGUUUGAGGCUCAUCUUUGCUGACGGUUCUCGCAUCAUUUUCAGACUUAGUGGCACAGGAAGUGCUGGAGCCACUGUGCGACUAUAUAUUGAUAGCUAUGAAAAAGAUGCACCAAAAAUAUAUGAGGAUCCGCAGGUCAUGUUGGCUCCCCUCAUCUCUAUUGCACUGAACCUGUCCCAGCUUCAUGACAGAACUGGCCGCACCGGCCCCACCGUCAUUACAUAAUGUAACACUUGAAGCCAUCUGAAUAGAAACGCUUUGGGUAUCUGGCUGCUCCCCAUCGGAAUUAGCUACUCUUACCUGCCGUGAUCAAUUGUCUCCAUCCCCCCUAAAUGUUAACACUGUAUUCAAAAGCAUUACAAAGUGAUAAAAGGGUAGACAUAUUACAAGUUUACACUAUGUGUAUGCUGAUAUACAUUGUCUUUUUAAUGUUUCUACUACUAGUCUAUGCUGCCUUUUGAUUUAAGCGACCAUGGAAAAGAUGACUAUAGAAAAACAGCAGGACUAAAUAGCAAUACAGUGGUACCUCGGUUCACGAACGCUUCUGUUCAUGAACAAUUCGGUUCACGAACAGCUCCGUUCGCAAAAUUUUGCCUCCG
Python bivittatus (Burmese python) is the source of this 2129-nucleotide messenger RNA. It is a transcript of the gene PGM1, whose product is annotated as phosphoglucomutase 1. Gene Ontology annotation, cellular component: cytosol. Gene Ontology annotation, molecular function: phosphoglucomutase activity; magnesium ion binding. Gene Ontology annotation, biological process: carbohydrate metabolic process. Lineage: Eukaryota; Metazoa; Chordata; Lepidosauria; Squamata; Pythonidae. The record is from RefSeq and is a predicted model, not a curated record.